CCCUUCUAGGGAAGUGGGAGGACCCGAAAAGGCGUCGCAAAAGAGCGAAUUGUUUGAGAGCUCAGUCAUCCAAAAACGGCCUUUCAAUGAGAGAACUUGGGGAGCCGAAGAAAAUGUCGGUGGCAUCGCAGUAAAUUACUAAAGCAGAAGCGCUUUAGAGGGAAAAGAAAAAGUGAAGGUUUCCCCCCCCGGAUUUUACAGAAUUAAAAAGCAGAGAAAGAGAUCGAGUGGUCUCGAGGAGUGACCACCAAAUACAGCACGUUUGGGGGUAUUGUAUGGAAAAUGUCUGGAGCGUUAGACUGGACUCCCUGGAUGAAGAAGCGGCGGGUGCGAGGGCUGUGUGCCCUGGGUGCAGUGCUGCUGUGCUGCCUGCAGGGCGGAGACAGUGUCAACGGGGCCACUGGUGAGGUGCCAGUGUUCACCGAGGAGCCUCUGUCGGUGGUCCAGAAGCUAGGCGGAAGCGUGACCCUGAGGUGCAGCGCCCGACCCGCCGCGACCAACAUCAGCUGGCGGCUGAACGGGCGCGAGCUGGACGGGGACCUGGGGGUGGUGGUGGGCCCCGGCACUCUGGUUAUCCCGGCCCUCACCAACCGGACCCUGGGCCGGUACCAGUGCGUGGCCAGCACUAACGCCGGGGCCCUGGCCAGUGUACCAGCCAACGUCACCGCCGCCAAGCUGCGGGACUUUGAGCCAGACGACCAGCAGGACAUCGAGGUGGACGAGGGCAACACCGCGGUGAUCGAGUGUCACCUCCCGGAGAGCCAGCCCAAGGCCCAGGUCCGCUACAGUGUCAAGCAGGAGUGGCUCGAGACCUCCAAAGGAAACUACCUGAUCAUGCCGUCGGGGAACCUGCAGAUAGCCAACGCCACCCUGGAAGACGAGGGGCCCUACGUGUGUGCUGCUUAUAACCCCGUCACGCAGGAGGUCAAGACCUCCACCUCCACCGACCGCCUGCGCAUACGCCGGUCUACAUCUGAGGCUGCCCGUAUAAUCUACCCCCCGGCGUCUCGCUCCAUCAUGGUCACUAAGGGCCAGCGUCUGGUUCUGGAGUGUGUUGCUAGCGGCAUCCCCACGCCGCAGGUCACAUGGGCCAAGGACGGCGAGGACCUGCGUUUCCACAAUAACACGCGCUUCCUGCUCAGCAACUUGCUGAUCGACGCGGCCGGCGAAGGCGACUCCGGGACGUACGUGUGCCGCGCGGACAACGGCGUGGGAUCAGAGGGCGUGGCCACCGUGCUGUACGACGUCCAGGUGUUUGAGCCUCCCCAGGUGACCGUGGAGCUCCUGCAGCAGGAGGUGUCCUGGGGGGAGAGUGUGCGCUUCAGCUGCCAGGCCAGGGGUAAACCCGCCCCCUCGGUGGUGUGGCUCCACAACGCCCAGCCCCUGAGUGCCACGCCACGCCACCGCCUGUCCCCCCGGAUACUGCGUGUCAUCAACGUGGGCCCGCAGGAUGACGGCCUGUAUCAGUGCAUGGCGGAGAACGGCAUCGGCAGCUCCCAGGCGUCCGCCAGGCUCGUCACCUCGCCAGCCGGCAUCCCGGCGCGGUCGGGGAGGCUGCCUCCCAUCCUGCGUCCACUUAGCCCGGACAAGGUGCUGCGGGAGCAGGCCCCGGUGAAGCCUGGGGCCACGGGUGGCGCGUUGACCCUGGACUGCUCUGAGCUGACAGGUCAGAUCUCGGUGGCGGAGGCCCCUGUUAUCCUCAGCCAGCCCAGGACCGUCAAGGCGGACUUCUACGAGCUGACCUGGAAACCUCGUCAUGACGGAGGGGCUCCUGUUGUAGAGUACAUCGUCAAGUACAGAAAGAUUGAGGACCCUCCAGCUGAGUGGAGCAGCCGCAGUCUCUCUGGGUCUCUCCACAAGCUGACCCUGGCCAAACUGCAGCCGGCCAGCCUGUACGAGGUGGAGAUGUCUGCUAAGAACUGUGCUGGCCUGGGACAGCCAGCCAUGAUGACCUUCAGGACAGGAAAAGGUCGCAGGGGUCCAGGAGGGCAGAACGAGCCUCCUAAAACGCCCCCGGUGCCAUCGCCGCGCCUCUCUCCUCCCGAGGCCCCUGAUAAGCCCACCAUCUCCAUGGCGACAGAGACGUCUGCAUACGUGACUUGGAUCCCGCGCGGUAACCACGGUUUCCCUAUCCAGUCGUUCCGGGUGGAGUUUAAGAAGCUGAAGGGCAAGGGAGGGGGGGAGUGGGAGGUGGCCGUUGCUAACAUCCCCCCCCAACGUCUGUCAGUGGAAAUCACCGGCCUGGAGAAAGGAACGUCUUACAAGUUCCGAGUGUUGGCGGUGAAUGUGAUCGGCGCCAGCCCGCCCAGUGCCCCCUCCAAGGCCUACACCGUGGUGGGCGGCGGCAGACCCAACGAGCGCCCUGUGGACGGACCGUACAUCACUUAUAAUGAAGCCAUCAACGAGACCACCAUCAUUCUGAAAUGGACGUACACGGCUGUGAACAACACUCCCAUCUACGGCUUCUACAUCUUCUACCGGCCGACGGACAGCGACAACGACAGCGACUAUAAGAAGGACGUGGUGGAAGGUGACCGGUACUGGCACUCCAUCACCGACCUGCAGCCAGAGACCGCCUACGACAUCAAAAUGCAGUGCUUCAACGAGGGGGGGGAGAGCGAGUUUGGCAACGUGGUCAUCUUAGAAACCAAAGCUCGUCUGAUCCAGCGGCCCUCUCCGUCCGAGACGUCUUCCCAUAGGCCAGUGCAUCCUGGGGGGCCUGUGCCCCGCCCCAGUGACCUCCCCUACCUCAUAGUGGGCGUGGUCCUGGGAGCAAUGGUCUUCAUCAUCGUGGCGUUCAUCCCCUUCUGCCUGUGGAGAGCCUGGGCCAAACAGAAGCAGACCUCAGACCUGUGUUUCCCAGCCAUGGCAUCCCCUGUGCCCUCCUGCCAGUACACUGUGGUGCCCCUGCAGGGCCUGGCGCUGGUGGGCCACUGCCCGCUAGACCCCCAUCUGCCCCUCCGGCAUGCCGCCUACCCCAAUGGAGAUUACACCCCUAACGGGAAACACCAUCACCCCACACGCUGUCUGCCCGGGCUAAACCAGGAUGAAGUGGCGUGUGAUAUGGAGUGUGACUCCCUGCUGAGCCAGACCAACGGACAGGGCCCGGGCUACCGCUACUCCAACAGCGAACCGGAGUAUCGCAGACACGACGGCUGUCUGCCAGAUGACUCCACGCUCCAGCUCCUCAACCCCUCGGAACGGCUAAUCAGCGGCCGGAACCUGGCAGGGAAAGAACAUGUUUACAAUGGGCACGUCGUGAAAGAGGAUGACGAGAGUCAAGACAUCCUACCACGCUCCCCCUCCCUUCUCCUAUCACUACAGGAGGAAAAUUCCACAGCAACAACAUCAACAGCUACUACGCCGGAAUCCCAUGAUGCACUUCCACUCCAGGAAGUGAACACCCUCCAGAGUGAAACAGUGACAGAAGGACAAGUGAUGUCAGAUACGACGGAAGCUUGAAAACACUCAGAAAAACAUAAAACAAAGUAUUUAUUUUUGUAUGACAGAUAUUUAUAUAUUUAUGCCUUUGUAUAUAAACAUUGUUUUGUUAUGCUGUAUAUAAGGAUAUGUUUAUACUAUAAAAGACACUUAUUUGUACGUCCUCUAGCUACUACUUAGGAUAAAGGGAAUAAUCUGUUCAUUUAUAAUCCAGCUGUGUUAAGAUAGAUCUGCGGUUGUAUAUUUACAUCUGCAUUCCUUGAGAAAGGUGUGUAGAUGGUGAUUCUAGUCCUGACGCUAAUUUAAGUCAGUCAGUCAAAUAAAAUCCUAAACAUAAUCUGUGUUGGUUACAGUAGGAUAAGGGAGGAGUACCCUUCCACCAUUUCUCUGGCUCUUUAUGCCUGGCUCUGACAUGCAGCUUUUAUCCUGAUUUUGUCAACAUCCUGAUUGUGCGCACAAGUGUAAACGAUUUGAGAGACAAUGUGAUCUGAUUAUGAUCAGAUGUUUCAAGUGUAAUUGGGCGUGAUCAGAUCAAUGUAACGAAGGACGCACGCUAACCGAAGGUACAAACAGGGAUGUUAGUCAGGCACCAGCAGCACCAAGUCUCUACCAAUCUCCUUCAAGUCACUUCCCGAGUAACUGUCUCUGUUAUGAACCCAAACACCUGCGAAUGACACCAUCUUAACCUCUCCAUAAAGGAGGAGGGAAAUGACUGAUAGACAGGGCUGUACUACCCAGUAGAGAGGAGCGUAUUCAACGAUGAAGCAUGUUAGACACAACCCUGACUGGUUGCGAUGCUGUUUUUUUGCAUACAACCUUUUCAAUCUCGUUUAAUGUCGUCAUACUGGGGUGAUUUUCAAGGUACUUCUUCCAUCUUGUAUAGAAAUAACAGAAAUAUUAUGCAUUUUUCAUCAUUAACUAAGUAUUAACAAAUGUAUGCAACUUAAAAGCAUUCUGUAGUUCUUAGAGUACAAAGAGAUGAUAUAUUGUAUAGUUAUUUAUUUUUUAGGAGCCAGAUUUAUUUUUUAUCACUGAAUGGGAAAGGUUCUGGAAGUUUUCUUACCUAGUCAUACAUAAGCUGAUUUUUAUUUUCGACUGAACUGACAGUCAUUAUGCUGGUUAGUCAUCCUUAGGACUGCCUUGUGGGGGGGGGUCUCUGACUGCAGUACGCUCCCUCCCCUCACGGUCAGCAUUAGUUUUCCCCCGCAAGGCAUCUGAUCCAAAUGAAGGAGUUCCUGAAUCUGUUACCCAUCUGAAUGUGUGUGGCUGUUAUGGCUGGACAACUAUUGCAUGUAAAUAAAGCUUAUAAUGAAAUCA
This is a messenger RNA of Esox lucius (northern pike), 4758 nucleotides long. RefSeq names its product BOC cell adhesion associated, oncogene regulated (gene boc). Gene Ontology annotation, cellular component: plasma membrane; axon. Gene Ontology annotation, biological process: nervous system development; axon guidance; cell-cell adhesion. Gene Ontology annotation, molecular function: protein binding. The record is from RefSeq and is a predicted model, not a curated record. NCBI's taxonomy places the organism in Eukaryota, Metazoa, Chordata, Actinopteri, Esociformes, Esocidae. The coding region runs from base 283 to 3462 and encodes 1059 amino acids. The transcript is spliced from 18 exons.